AUGAGCACCAUGUCUUCUGAGCAUGUGAAUGAGGCUGUGGCCGCCCAGCUCGACCUUGAAAUGAUGCAACUGAAGAAGGCCAAGAUCCUCGAGGGCCGAACACCAAUUGGAUCAAUGAAACACUCACGAAAGCAAUUGGAGCAAGAGUUUGCUGAGGCGAAUUUGCACGAACGAGCUCAGGCAUCGGUGGAAGGAGACCAGGGGCUGGUAGUAACAUACAUCGGUGACCCUUAUCCGCCAUGCGUUGUGCCGCUGUCGGGCCUCAAGACGAUUUUCUUGCGCGAUCUCAAGCUCGAGACGCAUCACAGAGGCUAUGUGCUGGUCGUCAAGACGUUCUGCGAGCCAAAUCAUACGGCAUCGAUCAUGAACGCCAUUGAAGACGAGAAUGGAGAUGUCGACCGCAUCGCCUUUUACAACUUCUCGCGAAACAAGUCGGUCGAAAAGAUUCUACCGAAAGACACCAUCAUAGCUGUGAAGGAGCCCUAUUAUAAAUCUACAACGGAUGGCGGAGUCUUAGUCCGAGUCGACCAUCCUUCUGACUUGGUUCUUCUCAAGCCACAUAGCAGCUUGAUACCAUCCAGUCUGGCACCUGUGUCAAAAGACACACUCACUCCUGCUGAGAUGAAGGAACAGGGCAAUACGGCAUUCAAGCGGCAUGACUGGCAGACAGCCGCGGACUGCUACUCCGCAGCUCUAGCCUUGAAGGAGAACAACGAGGAUCUCCGUCGAACUCUUCAUCGCAAUCGCUCUCAAGCCCGCAUACAUCUAGGUCACUACGAGUUUGCUAUUCAAGAUGCUCUCGCAGCCAUCGUACAAGGAGACGGUCUUUCCGAGGAGGCAAAGUGGCAGAAUGUGAAGACCCUGUACCGUGCGGGCCGAUCAGAGUAUGAGUUAGGAGACUUUGACAAGGCCAAAGAGUAUUUUGGCAAAGCCCUGCAAUACUCUUCCAAUGAAGAAUGUGUCUUGGCUGAAUUAUAUCGAGCCGAGAAGCGUUUGGAAGAACAACGCACCGGCAACUUCGACUUCACAGCCAUGUCGAAGUCGGCAACGAAGAAUCAUACUAUCUUGGACCAGGCCUCAUUCCUCAGCAACGCCAAAGUCGCCUCGGCAGGGCACCGCGGGCGUGGACUUUUUGCUACAAAGCACCUAGCGCCGGGCGAUGUCAUCAUGGUCGAGAAGGCUUUCUAUGUUGUGUCCGAUGACGAGAACGCGAAGAACACUUCCGCUCUCGUCAAUGUCAAUACCGGCCACGCUGACUUCGGGCAAUACGCUGAGGGCCUGUACGUCACGAUUGACAAGAUACUCUAUAACCCUAGGCAAGCGAGCCGGUACCUCGACUUGUAUGAUGGUGGCAAAUUCCAGAACAAGGUUCUCAAGUUCUUGGACGGGAUGGCCACUGUCGACACAUUCCUUGUGCGGGCCAUAGCUGGAUUCAAUGACUUUGGCUGCCCAAAAAUUAAAUCAUCUCUGCAUCAAGGUGCCGAUGCACACUCUGAGAACGAAGCUACAGGCAUCUGGAUGCACGCAUCUCAUGCCAAUCACUCCUGUAUCCCAAACUCAGACCGCAGCUUCAUAGGUGAUAUGAUGAUCAUUCGCGCUAACAAGCAUAUCAAAGCUGGAGAGGAGAUCUCUCUGGCCUAUCGGGCGCCCGAGGGCUCCUACGCAGAGCGCAAGAAAGAACUCUCUUUCUACGGCUUCGAGUGCGACUGCCCGCUCUGCGAGGCCGAAAAGUCCUUGCCCAACCAAGUGCAUAUGGAACGUGCCGAGCUCACCAAGGAGAUCAACACCUUCAUCUCUGCCAACAUGAUUGCCCCGGUUCUAUCAUCAAUUCCUGACGUCACAUUCGAGAAGGCCAAGGAUCUUAUGGUAAAGUUGGAGGAUACAUACCCUGAGACGCUGUACAAGCGCCUUCCGUGCCUUGGUUGUGUCCCUCUGCGCGUCUGGAUACAUCAGGCUCCUGGUAAGCCGAAGAAGACGCUCAAGGAAGCAUUGCGGACACUCCGGGACCUGGGAUAUCUCGUCAAGAUCAACGGCACCAGUGUCACGAUUGACCGCUCGUCUGCCGCUGUCUACGUUGAAGGCUUGAAUGCUGCCAUGACCGCAGCCUCCGCGUGCUUGGAUUCCGGAAAACCCGAGGUUGCUUUGCAGUUCCAGGAGCUUGGCAAAGAGCUUUACGCGAUCAUGUACACUUGUCUGGACGGGUUUGAGGAGAAGUUUCGGCCCAGCAAUAUUUGA
Messenger RNA from Diaporthe amygdali, 2235 nucleotides. RefSeq lists its product as uncharacterized. Lineage: Eukaryota; Fungi; Ascomycota; Sordariomycetes; Diaporthales; Diaporthaceae. The coding region runs from base 1 to 2235 and encodes 744 amino acids. The transcript has 2 exons. Gene Ontology annotation, molecular function: protein binding. The record is from RefSeq and is a predicted model, not a curated record.